Messenger RNA from Juglans regia (Persian walnut), 1865 nucleotides. RefSeq names its product ammonium transporter 2 member 3-like. The transcript has 3 exons. Bases 1 to 1452 code for a protein of 483 amino acids. Gene Ontology annotation, biological process: ammonium transmembrane transport. Lineage: Eukaryota; Viridiplantae; Streptophyta; Magnoliopsida; Fagales; Juglandaceae. The record is from RefSeq and is a predicted model, not a curated record. Gene Ontology annotation, cellular component: plasma membrane. Gene Ontology annotation, molecular function: ammonium channel activity.
AUGGUUUAUAACAAUUCCCUGUUUAUUAAUUUUAUUACUCCUGGUCUGCCUGUGGCACUACUUCCUGACGAGUCUUCUCCACCAUGGAACAACAAAGGAGACAGUGGUUGGCAGCUAACAGCAGCAACUUUGGUGUGCUUGCAAAGCGUUCCUGGGCUGGUUAUCCUUUAUGGCGGCAUGGUGAAGAAGAAAUGGGCUGUGAAUUCUGCAUUCAUGGCGCUUUAUGCGUUUGCUGCAGUUCUCCUCUGCUGGGUUUUGUGGGCACAUCACAUGUCCUUUGGCACCAAGCUCUGCUCAAUCGUGGGAGUGCCCGAUUUCGCGCUGACCCAGAACUUUCUCUUAAUCCCGUCUAGAUAUGGGCAUAUACCAAUGGCUAACUAUGUGUAUUAUCAAUUUGGUUUUGCUGCCAUUACUGUCAUAUUGCUUGCCGGGUCUCUGCUGGGGAGGAUGAACUUCUUCGCUUGGAUGAUGUUUGUUCCUUUGUGGCUCACCUUGUGUUACACAAUUGGAGCUUUCACUAUUUGGGGUGGUGGGUUUCUUGAACCAGCCAUCAUUGACUAUGCAGGCGGUUUUGUUAUUCAUCUUUCUUCUGGGGUGGCUGGUUUCACUGCUGCUUACUGGGUCGGACCUAGACACACGCAUGACAGGCAAAACUUCCCACCAAACAACAUAAUUCACAUGUUGGCAGGUGCAGGGUUUCUGUGGAUGGGAUGGACAGGCUUCAACGGUGGAGCUCCCUUUUCAGUAAACGAGAUAGCAUCUCUGGCCGUUGUCAACACCCAUAUCUGCACUGCCACCAGCCUCUUGGUCUGGGUUUCUCUGGACAUGUUCUUCUACAAGAAAAGCUCUGUAAUUGGUGCAAUCCAGGGGAUGAUCACUGGCCUCGUUUGCAUCACUCCUGGAGCAGGAGUGGUGUGUCCUUGGGCAGCAAUAAUUAUGGGAACACUGUCUGGUUCGCUUCCAUGGUACACCAUGAUGAUUUUGCACCGGAAAUCGGCCUUCUUUCAAAGCGUGGAUGACACAUUGGGGGUCUUCCACACGCAUGCCGUCGCCGGUAUCUUGGGGGGACUUCUCUCUGGCAUCUUCGCCAAACCCAGCCUUUUGAAGCUGAUGUACGGAGAAGGAACCAGCUAUGGUCCCGGCUUAGUAUACGGCAUCUUCAACCGAUCCGGAUCAGAGUUCGGAGACGGCCUCAAGCAAAUGGGGUUCCAGGUUGCCGGGGCUGCUUUUAUCACAGUGUGGAACGCUGUGGUGACGAGCUUAAUCUGCAUAUUGAUUGGCCGCAUUGUUAAUCUUAGGAUGAAUGAGGAAGACCUUGAGAUUGGUGAUGCUGCUGCGCAUGGAGAGAAAGCAUAUGCACUUUGGGGAGAUGGUGAUCAGAAACUGCCAACCUCCCUUCGUUUGCACAUAUCUCCUAGACUACCUUCUAUCUGCGGGAGACAAUACCUCUGACUUUGCACCAACAAAAAUUGGUUUCACAUUUCCAACAAUUUUCUGAUUUAAACAUUUUCUACAAUCCGAAGAAAUCAGAUAAAUACAAGAUCAUGUGGACUCCACUGAUUAAAUGUUGUCCGUGAGCAAAGUCAAGCGUGACAUUUAAUACAGUGAAGUUCACGUAAUGCUGUGUUAUCUCUCUCCGAAUGGUAAAAAAUAUUUAGUCAGAAAAUUGAAGGAAAUCUCGAUCUUAAAAAUAAGCUCCCAACACCAUAACCUUUGAGUAACAAUCGUUACUAGGAAAACUCAAUAAAUGUAUUGUAUAUUAUGUUUGUUGUAUUAUGAUCAGUAAAUUGUCAUGUUCUUGUGGAGCAUAGUUGUAGGAAGUUGUUAAUAUUGUUCAAAAAGUUCUUCAUUUUAUCGAGUGUUUG